UUGAUCACAGAUUUUCCUUCUGUUCUUCCUCCCAUUUUGGAAACAAGGACUCCAUCACCAUGAAGGUCUUCAUCCUCGCCUGCCUGGUGGCUGCUGCAGUAGCAGUUCCCGUGAGCACGGAAUUUGACAAGCUGUUGGUUAAGGACCUUCCUACCAUCUUCUCCAGUGAGUGGGAGCAAUUUCUGAGACAUCCAGAGGUUUACGUGCCCCUUGAGGUGCCUGUCAAUAAGUUUGUUGAGAGACACCCCUUUAGAAACAUUUUGUUUCCUGAAGAACUGCCUGAGGCCUAUCAACCUAUCGAGAAGGAAGACAGCAGCUCCUCCAGUGAGGAAACUGUCCAAGUACCCGUUGAAAAGCACCUUCUGAGACUGAGGAAACUCCACGUGCCCCAGAAGCUCCGGCCCCUCAGAUUCUAUCCUAACCACCAAGUUCCAUUUCAACGGCACCCCCUCCCUUAUGCCGGACUCCAGGUCCACCAACCAGUGGAAGUACCCUUCCCUCUUCCGGUUCAGUACUGAAUGAAACCCACACUUUUGGCCUCUGAUUCCACUGAUAGCUCCAGUCUGUGUAUGCAAUCUCUCAUCUAUCUGUGUUCAAGAUGUAGCACCAUGUUACUUACAAACUUUGCCAAACGAUUUUAGGUGGUGACAUGGAUGGGAAAGAAAACCAUGCUUCUUUGCGCUUUCUACUAUGUAUUGUUCCACAUCCUUUCUUUUCAUUCAUACUGGAUGUACUGUCUUGAAAUCUGAGUUCCAUCACAGUAGGAAUUUCAUGCGAAAACGCUGAGACUAUUUGAUCUGUUUACACUACCGUUUCUCACAGUUGUAUACAGUAAGCAUGUUUCUCUUUCCAAUAAAUGAUCUCUUCAGGC
Messenger RNA from Ornithorhynchus anatinus (platypus), 871 nucleotides. RefSeq lists its product as uncharacterized. The record is from RefSeq and is a predicted model, not a curated record. NCBI's taxonomy places the organism in Eukaryota, Metazoa, Chordata, Mammalia, Monotremata, Ornithorhynchidae. Bases 60 to 518 code for a protein of 152 amino acids. The transcript has 13 exons.